UUCUGUGCAUCUUAAUUAUGUUGUCGAAAUUUACGCUGCUGUUUUGCUCCGUAUUAAAUCCAAACGGACCCGUGCAUAGAGCAUAUUCGAGCAGUUGCAUCAUGCAGGUAAUAGAAAAUCAAUUUGUAGAAUCAAACACGCUGUUAACAAUUUUAACAACCCGUAAUCUGUCAACUAAAGCCUAUGGAAUACAAGAUCGGAUUAUACGAGAGAUUAAUUCCAGAGUACGGUGGAUGAUCGAAAUCAUAAGUGGUGCGCGGUUGGAGUUUAAUUCUACGGAAGUUUGUGCCAAUUGCCCACUGAAAAAAGGAGCAUUACCUAUCAUAACGAGGCAGUUUCAGCUGCUGUACAAAGCGACUUAUUGCGUCGUCGUGGUUGAUACUCACAAGCAGUUUGAAACGGUUUUUAGAUACUUUUUGGAUUCCAAUUCGCACAACUAUCACACAUAUUUUCUGGUGUACGUUUCGGACAUAAGGUUCGAAUACGCCAAGAUGGCGGAGAGCAUAUUGAAAUUCUUGUGGAGGCACAAUGUAUUCAAUUCGGCUGUGGUGGUACCUCGGGAUAGCCUGAGGGUGUGUACCAUAUAUGGUUUAAAUGUAUACGCACCUGCUCUGGUAUGUGGCAAAAAUCCCCAACUGGUCGAGCUGGAUACGUGCAUUAAUGGAGAAGUGGCAAAUAAUAACACUCUCUUUGGGAAUAAGUUACCCAAAACGUAUGGUAACUGUUCAGUGCCAACAAUUGCAAUGAAAUACCCUCCGUUUGUGGUCGACGAAUCGCGAGGCUUCGAGAUUAACAUUCUAAAAGAAAUCGGCAAAAUCUUGGACAUUCGGUUUAACAUCAAAAUGAUAAAUACCGCUGUCGAUUGGGGCAUUCGUCUAGGACACAAUAAUUGGUCUGGGCCUUUAGCAACAGUCUACAAAGAAUCGGCGAUCGCCGUUGGCAACAUUCUUCCUCAUCCAAACUACGACGCGGACUUUGACCUGUCAAUCGAGUACUUUCGAGAGCGUAUGGCAUGGGUAGUACCAACGGCCCAUCCAAUUCCGAGAUGGCAAAACAUCUUUGUUAUCUUCACUUAUGAAUUGUGGCUUGUAUGCGCCUGCUUUUACAUUGUAGCCUCAGUUCUUUUGUAUGCCACGUCAAGAUUUGUUGAAGAAGUUUUGUGCUACCAGCAUUUAAGUACGAAUUUCCUCUUUUGUUUGGAGAUAAUACUAGCGGUUGCCGUACCCAAGCAACCAAAGUCGUACGUUACUCGAUCGGUAUUCAUUUCCAUUGCGAUUUAUGGCAUAUUGAUCACGGUAAUGUAUCAGGCGUUGCUCAUGAGCCAUCUGCUAAACCCUGUGUACGAAAAGGAACUUUCAUCCCUGCAAGACAUAAUCGAUUCCAAAAUUGGAAUUGGUGGAGUUCGAAGGUACAAGGAAUUCUUCAACAGGAGCGAUGAUAAAGUUUCUACGUAUAUCCACGACAGGUUUGAAACAUAUAACGAAACAAACGAUACCGCCUUGAACUGGCUUUUAACAGUUGCAAAUGAUCGCGAUACGUGCACCAUAUCGAGCCAUUUUUAUGUGAAGUACAUGAUAGGAGACAAAGGCUCAGUAUUCUUCAAUAAGUGGGGGGAUGAAAAAAUAGUGAUGUUGAAACAACUGGUUUUCACCUAUCCAGUACGUAUGAUAGUACCAAGAGGCUUUCCACUGGGUAUCACAUUCGAUAAAGUUAUAUGGAAACUGAUGAAUGGUGGAAUCGUGAGGAAGUGGGCCAAAAAGUACGAGCAGCGCUCACGCCACGACUCCGAAGAAACGGACGACACCGUGCUGACAGUAUUUCAUUUACAAGGAGCUUUUUUACUUUUAUCUUAUGGAUACUUAUUCGCAGUCUGUGCGUUUCUUUCGGAACUGGUAGUUUAUUACAAAAUUGCAAAGUUUGGCGAGCACCAUAACUAA
Molecule: messenger RNA, 1937 nt
Organism: Photinus pyralis (common eastern firefly)
Lineage: Eukaryota; Metazoa; Arthropoda; Insecta; Coleoptera; Lampyridae
Exons: 1
Coding region: 18-1937 (639 amino acids)
Cellular component (GO): membrane
Molecular function (GO): ligand-gated monoatomic ion channel activity
Source: RefSeq, a predicted model, not a curated record